Molecule: messenger RNA, 1617 nt
Organism: Asterias rubens (European starfish)
Lineage: Eukaryota; Metazoa; Echinodermata; Asteroidea; Forcipulatida; Asteriidae
Product: E3 ubiquitin-protein ligase MYCBP2-like
Exons: 5
Coding region: 517-933 (138 amino acids)
Cellular component (GO): nucleus
Source: RefSeq, a predicted model, not a curated record
ACCUUUUGCGUUGUAGAUCUAGACUUGGUUCCCUUUGAGUUGAAGUUUGAUCUGGCGUUAUUCACGAGCCCCGAAAUGUCACGUCAUCAGAUGUUCAGGCUUCUUAAAAUGGGGAAUUUUACUAAUAUUUCAGAAGUAUUAAUGUUUGUUUACAAAUAAGUCUUCUAAACCCAUCUGCACUAACAAUACAAAGUAGUCGCUCGUAAAGGAGUUUGAUUUUUUAUUUCGAGCGAGUGGGUAAUUGGUCUUCUUAUGCGCGCUACCGCUAGGUUCAAUUUUUGAGAGACCAUCUACACAGCAGGAAGACAACAUGGGCGCCACCCCAGCUGUUUUUGUCUUGCCAAUUUUGGGGUUCAUCUAGCAUAGGAAGCAUCCAUAUUCUUCGUCAAGGACAAUAUUUGAUGAGUUCCACUUUGGCAAAUUCAUCAAUGUAUCUCAAGCAAGUGUUCUUCUUUGACAUCCAUCCACCACUUGGCAAGUUAUUGCUUGCAGGAGCUGGCUACAUGGCUGAUACCAAUGUCACGUUUCCCUUUGAGAGGAUCGGGGAUGGAGAAUGCAGGACUACCGGUGGUGACGGAUCUUGUGAGUUGUUUGCUGGCUGGAUGUGCAGGUGACCUUAUUCCGGCUUACUAUGGAGGUGAAGCUCGCUGCGAUCAAGAUAUUGGGAUACAGGGUGACUAUGACCUAACUGAGUUAGUGUGUGGAGCAUGCUCAGAUGUAUCCAGGGCUCAGAUGUGUCCAAAGCAUGGGACAGAUUUCCUGGAGUACAAGUGCCGCUACUGCUAUUCAGUUGCUGUGUUCUUCUGCUUUGGUCGAACACAUUUCUGCAAUGCUUGCAACGAUGACUUCCAAAGGAUCACCAGCAUUCCAAAGCCAGAUCUUCCUCACUGCCCGGCUGGUAAGAGUUUACUGGGGUUGGAUAGGGAAGGAUAGGGAAGGAUAGGGGGUGGAACAUGGGUGAUAGUUGAAGUGUUGGUGAUAAUUCCAUAGUUCCCGAUCAGUCAAAGUUGAAUCUUGUGUCUCCAGUGACUAUGCUCCAACAUUCUGACUUGUAAAUCAUCAUUCUCUGCAGAGUUUUUACAUACCUGGCUUUAUGCAGAAUGUGUACAGCUGGAUUGAGAUUUUGUAUUGAAUUCUUGACUGCAUUUUCUACUUGGUGGAUGAAGGGAGUUCUCAAAAACGAAAGAAAAAAAAAGUGAAUGUUCCUUAAAAGAUACACACAUUUGCUAUGUAAAUUGUGACGUCAAUUUUUUGAAGUAGCGUGAAAGUUUGCAGCUGCCAACAUGUUCCCACAUCUUAAGAGCUCAUCUGUCGUCCUGCCAGACUAUGUGAAAUAUAAACAAUGGUUGAGUCUCUCAAAUGCUAAAAGAAAAUUAUUGCAAAUCAUUUCUGAGAAAAUGGAAUUUAGCUGUUGCAAACUGCUUACCAACCAAAAGGACCUAUGGUAUAAGUGCAAAAAUUAGUUGAUGACCCGACACUUCGAGAUAGACUCUGCUAGGGUCAAAACGUCAGACCAUUAACUAUGUUUUGAAAUCAUUUCUUAAUCAGAUGUGUACCAGCAGUCGUUGCAUAGCAAACUUGAGAUUUGGGGAGUUUUUAUAUUAAUGGACAUUUAUA